This is a messenger RNA of Rattus norvegicus (Norway rat), 4494 nucleotides long. RefSeq names its product insulin-like growth factor 2 (gene Igf2). Lineage: Eukaryota; Metazoa; Chordata; Mammalia; Rodentia; Muridae. Gene Ontology annotation, cellular component: extracellular region. The record is from RefSeq and is marked validated. Gene Ontology annotation, molecular function: growth factor activity; hormone activity.
CCUGGCCCACGCCCGCCCGCGCUCGGCCCGCCAGCGCCUCCAUCCGGGCUGGCGGCCCCGCGUCGACGCCGUCCGCCACCUCGCUGCUAACUCCCGUGCAGGGCGCCGUCGGCGGGGCCUCGCUCCGUCGGGCCUGCGGAUCUCCCCACCGCCUCCUCCUCUAUCUACCUCAACACCCCAUUCCUGCUUCGCCAGAGGAGGCGGUCCCCACCGCAGGCAGUCCGGCUUGCAGGUCGCCGGCGUUGUCAUCCCCCGCGCUCCCCCUCCCAGCCCUCCCCGGCGCGCAGCCCGGCAGCUCCUCUCUUUUCGCUGCAGUCCCGAGCAGCCGCGGCGCCGCCACGCCUGACCCCCCCACAAGAAGCCGGGGCUUACGACGGCUGAGGGCUCCGUCGGCCCUAACCGAGCUGGGUGCCCGUGGCCGGGGUGACGCCUCCAUUCCUCCCCCCUCAACACCGUCCUCGAUCCUUCGAAGUUGCAUCCUUUCCUCUGCUUAGAGUGCGCCCCCCCUCGCGCACUCGCUUACCCGCCACCUUUCCUAGGCUCCCCUCCUGCCCCCUCCCCGUUCCUCCUCGCCUCAGACUCCCUCCCCCUCACGUCCGCCCUCUGCCUUCGCCUACCCAAGUGGAUUAAUUAUACGCUUUCUGUUUCUCUCCGUGCUGUCCUCUCCCGCUGUGAGCCUACCCGCCUCUCGCUGUCCUCUCUCCCUCUCUCCCUCUCUGUGGUCCCCCCCCUUUCACGUUCACUCUGUCUCUCUCACUAUCUCUGCCCCCCAACUAUCCUUGAUACAACAGCUGACCUCAUUUCCCGAUACCUUUCCCCCCCCCGAAAAUACAGUAUCUGGCCCGCCCCAGCCCUAAGAUACCCUAAAGAAGCAGAAGAGACGCCCCCCUCCCCAUCAAAAAAAGCCAUCUCCCCGUUCUGUCCCGUCGCACAUUCGGCCUCUGCGACUUGGACAGAGCGGCGCUGGCAGAGGAGUGCCCGGCAGAAGGGCCUUCGCCCGCUGUUCGGUUUGCAUACCCGCAGCAGGGAGAUGGGCGGCAGCGUCGCCGGCUUCCAGGUACCAAUGGGGAUCCCAGUGGGGAAGUCGAUGUUGGUGCUUCUCAUCUCUUUGGCCUUCGCCUUGUGCUGCAUCGCUGCUUACCGCCCCAGCGAGACUCUGUGCGGAGGGGAGCUUGUUGACACGCUUCAGUUUGUCUGUUCGGACCGCGGCUUCUACUUCAGCAGGCCUUCAAGCCGUGCCAACCGUCGCAGCCGUGGCAUCGUGGAAGAGUGCUGCUUCCGCAGCUGCGACUUGGCCCUCCUGGAGACAUACUGUGCCACCCCCGCCAAGUCCGAGAGGGACGUGUCUACCUCUCAGGCCGUACUUCCGGACGACUUCCCCAGAUACCCCGUGGGCAAGUUCUUCAAAUUCGACACCUGGAGACAGUCCGCGGGACGCCUGCGCAGAGGCCUGCCUGCCCUCCUGCGUGCCCGCCGGGGUCGCAUGCUUGCCAAAGAGCUCGAAGCGUUCAGAGAGGCCAAGCGCCACCGUCCCCUGAUCGUGUUACCACCCAAAGACCCCGCCCACGGGGGAGCCUCUUCGGAGAUGUCCAGCAACCAUCAGUGAACCAAAUUAUGUGGUAAUUCUGCAAUGUAGUACCAUCAGUCUGUGACCUCCUCUUGAGCAGGGACAGCUCCAUCAUGUCCCACACUAAGGUCUCUCUGCUCCACUUCCCUUCCCAGGUUUCUCCCCACCCACCCCCAUGCCCCGCCUCCCCACAUCAGGCUGCUCCCCUUGCCCCACACCAUCGGGCAAGGGGAUCCCAGCAACUCUUCAAAACCAAAUUUGAUUGGCUCUAAACAACCCAAUUGGCACCCUCCAAAUUAUAUAUGAACAUUAAAAAAAAACUUUAAAGCAUAUAGUCCCUUUACAACAAAUUGGCUUAAGAAACUCCAUAACUGAUAAUCUAAAAAUUAAAUAACCAAAGAAAUUAAUUGGCUAAAAACAUACUAAAAAUUAAUUGGCUUAAAAACAAUUGGCAAAAAUCAAAUAAUUUGGCCCGCCCCCCCCCCUUCAUCUUCUUUCCAUUUAGAUCUUUAGUCAAAUUGGCUCAGACUUGGAUCUCAGAACCCAAGAAGAAAGGAAGGGGACCCAAAAUUUUGCAGGUAGCAUGUCAUUGCUUCAGUGCUCUCUCCUUGUCACUAGUCACUUUUAGCAUAAUCUGGCUGUGAACAACAAUAGCCGCCCAAACUCUUUCUUCACUGGUCAUUCCAUCACAAAUGUCACCCAUGUCACCAAGGGGCUGGGUAAAGGAACCCAAGGAGAGGAACAGAACAUGAAAACUGAAAAUAGAACCUAAUUGGCACAAGCCCCCAGUCCCAAAAAUCUCACUUUUCAUACCUACUCUAAAAAGCACAUGAUUAUACCCACACGUACAUGCACACACACAUGCACACAGGCAUGCAUACACACACACACACACACACACACACUAUUAGAUGAGAACAUUGAAAUGGCUGAGCAACUUCGAUUGGAACCACAUUGCCCAAUCCAAGGCCCAUCUUAAAUUCCCUGAGCAGUUUGCAUGGUUUGAGCUCCUCUCUGAAUCCAUCUAGUUUCUGCUGCCAGUGUAGAGUCAGUUUGGCCAGAUAAGGAGAUGGCACUGCCAAGUGAUACAUGCUACCCGAGUAGCCUGACCCCUAGGUGUGCUCCUGGGAGGAAAGAUCUGGGGGACAACCCCUACCCCAAGCACACCUAUGGGCCAUCUCUGUCAAUCUCCUGGGGAGCCCCCACUUUUUAGGGGCUCCCCAGGAGACUCACACUGAUGUGGGGAGUGUGGGAAGUCUGGCGGUUGGAGGGGUGGGUGGGGGGCAGUGGGGGCUGGGUGGGGGGAAACUAUGGGUAGGAAGUGGUCCCAGAGAGGUCUUAGGUGGAACAGUCAGGAGGAGGCACAGGUCAACUUGCAGAAUUACUGAAGAAUCAGGACCCCAAAUUUUAUGUCAAUUGAUCUAUUCCCCUCUUUUUAUGUCUGGGGCAGGUUUUUUCCUUUUUUUUUUUUAAUCCCUCCUUAGCUUUUAAUGCGCUCAUAAUCCCAUUCCCUAUGUAACGGGGGCAGCGAUCAAGUAAUGAAUGCAUCAAGCCAUCAAUACCAGCGAGAGCCAGUAACACCGGCUAGAGCCAUCAACACCGGCUUCCACCAUGUCCUGCUCCCAACCAUUUAUCAACCUUUUUUUUUUUUAUCUGUCUCUAUCGCUUGGCCUGAGUUGGGAGUGGAGUCUCUGUGGGGUGCUGGCCACGCACCCGCAGAGAAAUAAAAGGAAUUGAGAAGGCCGCUACCUGGCCUGACUUCUGGGGACAGUGGCUGGUCCCCAGAAGUUCUGAGGAGUGGAGGGGGCGUGGGGCAGUGUCCCCUCAGGUGUUAGGAAGGUGCUCGGAGGCCACAAAGAUGGGGACCCCAGCUGGCCCUGCCAGUUGGGGGGGAAGGGGAUGUAGAUGUAAGACUAGAGAGGUUCCAUCAGGCGGGAGCAAGUGGCUGCCUUCUGAGCACUUGGGGGAGGUCCUCCCCGUGCCCCUCAGUGUCAUCUUGCCCACUCCUCAGCACCCCAUCUUACCCUCAGGAGGUCUGGAGCUCUACAGACCUCCUGGGGGCAAGGUGGGGUGAGGCCUGGAGCUGGGGAAGCGAGGAGGCUUUAAAGCCUUCAGAGCCAGGAGAACUGUGUACAUGGGGUUGUCUGGGCCCUGGGGCCCGAGGGUCUGGUGAGCCGUAGCAGCCACUCCACGGUGCCUAGGACUGCGGCGGGGAACAGGGCGGCUGGAGGUUUACCUCACCCCCACUUCUGCUUCCAGUGCAGUCCCCCUGCCCAACAGUCCUACUAGUAAUCUAGAGGCCUGAGGCUUCUGGGCCCAGGUGACAGGACUGGCACCACCCUGGGGGCGGUGUGUGUCAGCCAGCCAUGGCACAGAGGGUUCUCAGCAAGUGCCUAAAGAAUGGGCCAUUUGGAACAUUGGACAGAAACUCAAAGAGUAAAUUGUUAUAAUUGGAGAAUAUGAAUUGGCCUGGUACCCAAAAUAUCUCGAGGCACCCUAAAUUACCUGCCCAUUUGACUGGACAUCCACCCAGUGUUAAUAUGCCUCGUGGGAUGGGUGUUUUCAGGGGCAUUUGCUGACCAUCCUCUGUGUCCCCAGAUUUGCAGUUCUCCCCAUCAUAGGUCACCCUGAUGCAGGCACCUCCCUGGCCUCCCAUGCCUAGUGUGGCCCUCCAUCUUGUUUUGUCUCUUCCCUACUGUCUUCGGUGGGAUCCCCUCUUGGGUCCCCCAAUUUGUCAUCCUGUGAAGACUUCCCACGCGUCGAAUGCCAUAUGUCACCUGUGCCACUGCCCAUGUCAUCCAGCAGUGGCCCCGGGUAUUUGCCCCAACUCAGUCCUUUUAACAUGCAUUUUCUGGCAAAAUCCAAAGCUUGGGUUUUGUUUUUAACCUGUUAACGCUUGCAAACCUAAUAAAGCAUUCAAAAUACUA